Molecule: messenger RNA, 3411 nt
Organism: Pochonia chlamydosporia 170
Lineage: Eukaryota; Fungi; Ascomycota; Sordariomycetes; Hypocreales; Clavicipitaceae
Product: transposase-like protein
Exons: 8
Coding region: 1-3411 (1136 amino acids)
Molecular function (GO): protein dimerization activity
Source: RefSeq, a predicted model, not a curated record
AUGUUAAUUACGCCACCAAAUGAAAGGCGCCCUCUUCUUUUCUCUAAUGCGAUCAAUUUGCUGUUCUCAUGCACGAUUCUGGCGAAAAUAUGCCUGGUGCAUCCUGCGACAAUGCCUCAACAGCGCCUGCAUUUUGUUCAAACACUGCAACGGAAACGUUCAACACCAUCCGAUGACCUUUUGGCGCGUUCCAGCCAACAACCAUUGGACACAGACGAGAGCUACGCCUCUCAAUGCCAGCCUUCGCCACCUCGCACGGGCUCUGUAGCCUCUUGCGCCAAGCCAAGAACAUCAUGGAUCUUCUCUCACAUGCCAGACGAGGAUAUCGAAACGAGAUAUUACAAUCAACGGACCAGGAAAGAAGAAUGGCGCUGCAAGUAUUGUGAGAAGACAUAUUCUUGUUCCGGUGGAACUGCGGCUCCAACUAAGCACCUAACGGAUCCUCCUCCGGACGGUCAUGGCCUCCCAAAGGGCGCCCCACGAUCGGCCAAAGUAAGAACCAUACGAACCAUUCUCGAACAAGCUCGUCUUACGGCCGAGGAAAAUGUCCGAAAACGCCGUCGACUCAACAAUCAUUACGGAGACUCGGUCGACCCGGACCAGCUUGAAGUGUGUACGUACGGUUUAUUGCCGCCUGUUCUCUUCCAUUUCGACACACACCAAACUAUCAAGAAAUGGAUUAUGCGCCAGUAUGAAGAUCAGAAGGAGAAGGUCAAGCAGCGCAUUCAGUCGGCAAAGUCGAGGAUUCAUAUCAGCUGCGAUCUCUGGACCUCUCCCAACUCCCUGGCAAUCUUGGGCGUAGUUGCUCACUAUGUAACGGAAGACGGCAAGCUGGAACACCAUACUUUGGCCCUAAAGGUCAUCGACGGUGAGCAUGAUGGUUCUCAUCUCGCUGCGGCAAUUAUGGAAGUGGUUGAAGAUUGGGGCUUUGCUUCUAAGUUGGGCUAUUUCGUCAUGGAUAAUGCAACCAAUAACGACACAAUGAUGAAGUCGCUUUCUCUUGGUCGGUACACUCACAAUUCACAAUUUCUUUCGAACGCCUAUGAUCCCAAAUCUCACCGACUCCGCUGCCAAGGUCAUAUUAUCAACCUAGCCGCCAAAUCCUUCCUCUUCGUUACCGACAACGAGACGCUCGAACACGAAGAUUCCAGUCUGCACAAUGUGACACUGAAACAGAUUGAGGCGUGGCGGCGGAAAGGCCCACUUGGUAAGCUUCACAACUUUGCCGUUUACAUUCAGCGAAGUGUUCAGCGCAGCCAGAAGUUUAUGGCUAUUAGCCAUAACCGCAGGCUUGCGCGAGACAACGACACAAGAUGGAAUUCGUGGUAUACCAUGCUGCGAGCGGCCUUGAAUCUUAGAGAAGCAAUUGAUGGCUAUUUCAACAAAUGGGUACAAGCAGAUUGCGCUGGAGACAGGCUUUCUGCAGAGGACUGGACCAUCCUCGAGAAGAUCGAAUCUUUUUUAGAGAAGCUCAAAAUGACGACCAAGGCUCUGGAGUCAUCGUUUGCAACUCUCGACCAUGUUCUGCUGGCUAUGGACUUUGUGUUGGCACAAUUCGAAGCAGGAAAAGAGGCAUAUACUGACGAUCCGAUCAUGGCACCAAUGUAUAACUCGGGCUGGGCGAAAUUGGAUAAGUACUAUCGCCUUACUGACGAAUCGCCUGCCUAUGUCGCAGCUAUAGUUCUUCAUCCCUCGCAUAAAUGGCAUUAUAUACACGAGAACUGGAAGAGGGAAUGGAUUGAGUCAUCGGAGAAGUUGAUUGAGGCGCUGUGGGGUGAAUACAAACCCGUGGAAUCACUUCCUCUCGCCGAGGCACCAUCCACGACUACGAACGAGUUCUUGAAAUGGCGAAACAAGCAUCUACAACCGGCACCUAUCAGGGACGAGUAUGAGCAUUAUUGUAGGUCUGAGCGGGUGUAUGGGUUUACCAGUGCCCUUACAUGGUGGGUAGAGGAGACGCAGCAAAAGACCUACCCUAACUUGAGCAAAAUGGCCGUGGACAUACUGUCAAUUCCUGCAAUGGCUGCCGAGCCUGAAAGGCUCUUCUCUGGGGCAAAGAUAACCAUUACAGAUCGUCGAAAUCGCAUGGGGAGUGAUGUAGUUGAAUUACGACAGUUGAAUUAUAUCCUUAAUGGUCACGUGCAAUAUACGGGAUAUAUUGUCAUAUUGCCAAUAUGUUGGAUUCUUGGCAAUACAAUACAAUAUGGACCAAUGGCAUAUUGCGUAAUACAAUAUCAGGAGUUCCAUGACUUCCUCAUCGCAAUUCUCUGCUGCUGCAAUAAGCACGCCUUCUGUGGCCUUGAUAUCAUCUCUUCUCUGGCUAAAAAGAAGCUCCAUUACUCCCUUCCCAACGUGCCGGUUCUGGGCAGCUGCGAUAAGCACAUCUUCUGUAAUCUGGACCUUAUCCCCCAACCGGUGAAGCAGACGCUUCAUAAACUUUUCGCCAUAAUUUGGACUCCGUGCAGCAGAUAUGAUUACACCUUCGCUAACUGGCAACUCGUCCACUCUUUGAUAGAUAAGAAUCGGGGGGCUCAGAUGGGUAUGUCGAACAUUGAAGAAUACUCACGCAAGGCAAGAUCCAUGAAUGUGAAGGCUACGUGCCCAUAUCGUCCAAGAACACAGAUCGGCUCACGCCAUCCACCGCGAUCUGGUAAUACUCAUCUCGAAGAAGCCAGGCCCCCGAAGGCAGAUUUGACUCCAGAACUUCUCUUAUCUUAUGGUGCUAGGGGAAAGAAGUACGCGGCGAAAAGUACCACCGUGUUAUUUUGUAACCAUCGUGUAAGGCCACAGGUAAAAGGAGUGACGGAUGAGCUGACGAUAGUGAUGACGAAUCUGAAGACAGGGCUCAAAAUACAGACUAAAGUCGCUUUCUCGCCCUUUCACACUCCUUGUCCUAAAACCGCCACGUAUCAGGGUAUGCAAGUUUGUACAAAUGCGAAUCUUACGAGUAUUCACGUCCAAAACUUGCCUCGUAUACCUAGGGCCGCCGAGAAUGGACACGACGUCGUGAUUCAUCUGCUGCUCGAUAAAGGCGCCGAUAUUAAAACAAAGGAUGAAGCUGUUAAGCUGCUGCUUGAUAAGGAUUCUAAUGUUGUGACGAAGGACGAUGAGUAUGGUCGGACGCCGCUGUGGUUAGCCGCCAAGAAGGGGCACAUUGCCAUGGUUAAGCUCCUGGCGGCGAAGGAUGGCGAGUACGGUCCGACACCACUGUUAUGGGCCGCCAUGAGAGGCCACUACACUCUCGCAAGGCUGCUGCUUGAAAAUGGCGCUCAUAUUGAGGACAAGGAUAGUAGGUAUGGUCAGACGCCGCUAUCAUGGGCCGCCUAUAGCGGCCAUGAAGCCGUCGUUCAGUUACUGCUCGACAAGUCCAACGGGAAUACAGUGGAUACUACUUUGAGGACACCACUAUGA